CUAAUAUUUUUGCACUUAAAAUGAGAUAGAUAUAUUUAGCCUUGAAAAGAGAGAAAGCAAAGAUGCCGAGUGCAAAAUGUGCAAGUAACGCAAACAGACCUAAUGAAUGAAAGAAGUGUUGAUAAUGUUGGUCAAUGUUGGUUUGCAUAGCACAUCUAUCGAGACAGUUUUAGGCAGCAACUGUCAAAAAUGUUAUCUGCAAUCGUCAAAGAACACCAGAGCAAGCAAGCUGUGAGAAAAGAAAGGCAAGAGCAAAAGCGGAAAGAUGCCGUUCAAGCUGCAAGCAAUCUGACACAAGCCCUUGUUGAUCACUUGAAUGUUGGUGUAGCUCAAGCAUAUUUGAAUCAAAAGAAACUAGACGCUGAAGCAAAGCAACUACAACACAGUGCAACCAAUUUUGCUAAACAAACGCAAUUAUGGCUGAAUUUGGUAGAAUCCUUCUCAAGCUCUUUAAAAGAAAUCGGAGAUGCAGAAAAUUGGGCACGUAGUAUAGAAGGAGAUAUGAGAACCAUAGCCACAGCUUUGGAAUAUUCAUACAAAGCCACGCAAGAGAAUCAAAGUGUUGGCAAUGUUUAAGGAUAUGUGAUAUGUGGAACAUUGUUUUUUCUAAGUAUAAUAUGGUUAUUGUCAGGAGUAAUAUGAAGAUUUUUUAAAAUAAUUUCGUGAUGUGGGUGAUAAUUUUAUUUUGUUAAGAUAUAGAGUUAAUGUGAUUUAAGUUGUCAAAGAAAAAACUUGUCUACAUAGUUUUUUUUCAUGGAGU
This is a messenger RNA of Mycetomoellerius zeteki, 760 nucleotides long. It is a transcript of the gene Blos1, whose product is annotated as biogenesis of lysosome-related organelles complex 1 subunit 1. Lineage: Eukaryota; Metazoa; Arthropoda; Insecta; Hymenoptera; Formicidae. The transcript has 5 exons. Gene Ontology annotation, biological process: endosomal transport. Bases 190 to 576 code for a protein of 128 amino acids. The record is from RefSeq and is a predicted model, not a curated record. Gene Ontology annotation, cellular component: BLOC-1 complex.